This is a messenger RNA of Pseudomyrmex gracilis, 1498 nucleotides long. Its product is annotated as pre-mRNA-splicing factor CWC25 homolog. The record is from RefSeq and is a predicted model, not a curated record. The transcript has 6 exons. The coding region runs from base 119 to 1399 and encodes 426 amino acids. Gene Ontology annotation, cellular component: U2-type spliceosomal complex. Lineage: Eukaryota; Metazoa; Arthropoda; Insecta; Hymenoptera; Formicidae. Gene Ontology annotation, biological process: mRNA splicing, via spliceosome.
UAUAUAUACAGCAAUAAAAUUCACGUAGUCUUCUUCUUAACCUGAAUAACCAACGGUUCAAUGCUCCAUUCACGGUGACAAGCAACAAUUCAAACGUUUUUUUAGACCGCACGAAAAAAUGGAUGCAAAAAUGGAUUGGAUGUACAAAGGAAACCAGACGGUAAACAGAGAGGAGUAUUUAUUGGGAAGACCGGUCGACAAGGCCUUUGAACAGAUGCAACAGGCGGAGAAGGAAACGGAGCAAAACAGAGUACCAAAAAAUCACGUUGAAUAUGAAUGCAUUCCACCGUCGCUGCGAUUUUUCUCCGGCAACGAACAAGUGGAUCUGGCUAGAAAAAUGCAAGAGGAUCCGUUGUAUGCCAUAAAGAAGAAAGAGAUAGAAACUAGAAACCAGCUUUUAAAGAAUCCUGUUAAGUUGAAACAAAUCAGAGAAUUGCUCGAGGAGCAAUCCAAGAAGAGCAAACACAAAAAGAAAAAGAAAAAAUCUAAAAAACUUAGCAGCGAAGAUGAAGCUAAGUUGGACAUGUUACUAGCCACCAAGUAUAAUCAAUUAAGAAAUAACGUUACCGAAAAAAAUUUGUUGAAAUCAAUAAAAAGAAUAAGACAAAAGCAAAAGAAAAAGUCCAGAAAACGUAGCCGCAGUUCUGAAAGCGAAUCGGACAGCACGGACAAUGAUGUCUCUGCUAAAGAAGAGCGACAUAAACGACGAAAGAAACGAAGAAAAAGUGUGACUGGCAGUGAUGACAGUGACAGCGAUAGUAGCAACGAAAGUAGCGUUAAAAUUAAAAAGAAAACUAAUGACAAAAAACCAAGUGAACGCGUCGAAAAGAUAGACGACAAUAAGAGAGAAGAUAGAAGAAGACAAUCGAGCAAGAAUAGAGACACGGAAAAGGAGAGAGGCAGAAGAUACAGAGAAGAAUAUAAUGGACGCUAUAGACAAAGGUAUAGGGACGAUGGUCGCAAAGACGAUCGAGUGAACAGAUAUAAUGACGAAAGAAGAUAUUUAAAAAAACGAAGUGAUAGAACAAUUCCUGACAGAGAAAGAACACCGCAUGCUAGAUCUAGUUGUAACACCGACGAUGUGAAAUUCAAAGAAGCCAGAAGAGAAGAAAAACACAGAUCGAAAACAAAACUCACCGAGGAAGAGAGAGAAAAACGAUUGCGAGAUAUGAUGGAGAACGCGGCGUGGCGCGAUAAAGAAAGAGAGAAAAAUGUAAAAUUGUACCGCGAAGCCGAACAAAAGGAGGAUGAGGAUAGUAAAUUGUACAACAAGGAUUUUAUCAGAAAACAACUGGUUGUUGCAACAGAAAUGAGCACUGUCGCUUCUAGAAUCAAGUCCAAUAUUAAUAACAUACAACGUUCCGGUCGAGCAAUGGACACGAAUUUUGCUAAGAGAUGACUUUCAUGCUAAUUACGUAUGUCUCAUACAAAUUACAGAACGAGAAAUUUUUUUUUAUAUUGCGAGAAUAAAAUUCUGUACGUAUAUAUAUAUAUAUAU